Messenger RNA from Lactuca sativa (garden lettuce), 426 nucleotides. Lineage: Eukaryota; Viridiplantae; Streptophyta; Magnoliopsida; Asterales; Asteraceae. The record is from RefSeq and is a predicted model, not a curated record.
AUGACAACCUACCAAAUAGUUACCCCAGACGAGUACACGUCUAGAGGAGUAGGGGUUAUGCUCCCAAUAACUUUCAAUUGUACCGGUGGUGGUGGUAGUGGUGGGGUUUGCGGUGGUGGUGGUUACAAUGAUGGUUGUAUCGGUGACGGUGGUGGUGACAGCAGCGGUGGCAGUGGCGACGGUGGUGGGGACAGUGGCGGUCACGAUGACGGUGGCGGCGGUGGUGGUGGAGGUGGUGUAGUUGGUGGUGGUGGUGGCGACGGCGGUGGUGGUAGCAACGGUUGUGGUGAUGGUGGCGAUAGUGUUGAUAGGUGGUCCAUGGCGGCGGCGGCGGUAAUGGUGGAUGUGGUGGUGGUGGAGGUGGAGGUGGCGGUGGUCCAUGGGGGUAGCAGCGGUUGUGGUGGUGGUGGGUUUUCUGAUAAGUAA